UCCCAGCUGCCCGCGCUCGCUACGAGACAGAGGCAGGCAUGGCAAGCCGCGGAUCCGGGGUGGUGACGAGAGUAGCAGUUCCGCCAUUGGUCGAGGAAGCCUGAGGGACGGGCCAGCGUGGGGAGCAAGGAGAGACCAAGGCGGUGGCCCCGAGAGAGCCAGAGCAAUGGAGGCCAACAUACCGAAGCGGAAGGAGCCUGGCAAGUCCCUGCGUAUCAAAGUCAUCUCCAUGGGCAACGCUGAAGUGGGAAAAAGCUGUAUUAUAAAGCGAUACUGUGAGAAAAGAUUUGUGUCUAAAUACCUUGCAACAAUUGGAAUUGACUAUGGAGUCACAAAGGUACAAGUCAGAGACAGAGAAAUCAAAGUUAACAUCUUCGAUAUGGCUGGACAUCCCUUCUUCUACGAGGUUCGUAAUGAGUUUUACAAGGACACACAGGGUGUGAUACUGGUCUAUGAUGUUGGGCAGAAAGAUUCCUUUGAUGCCCUUGAUGCAUGGCUGGCAGAAAUGAAGCAAGAUCUUGGACCUCAUGGAAACAUGGAAAAUAUUGUAUUUGCAGUGUGUGCCAACAAGAUCGACUGUGCUAAGCACCGCUGUGUUGAUGAAAGUGAAGGACGUCUUUGGGCUGAAAGCAAAGGGUUCCUGUACUUCGAAACUUCGGCUCAAACUGGAGAAGGAAUCAGUGAGAUGUUCCAGACCUUUUAUGUAUCCAUAGUUGAUUUAUGUGAAAACGGCGGGAAACGUCCUAUCACAAAUAGCAGUGCUAGUUUCACCAAAGAACAAGCAGACAGCAUUCGCAGAAUUCGAAAUAGUAAAGAUAGUUGGGACAUGUUGGGAGUCAAACCUGGGGCCUCAAGAGAUGAAGUCAACAAAGCAUAUCGGAAACUUGCUGUGCUGCUUCACCCUGACAAGUGUGUAGCACCUGGUAGUGAAGAUGCCUUCAAAGCCGUUGUGAAUGCCCGAACAGCCCUCCUGAAAAACAUCAAAUAGAAAGUAGAAAAAAAAAGACAAGUGUGGGCCUCGAGUCCAAACAGACUUUCCCUAGAGGUAAAGUAGCCAACAUGGGUUUUUCCUUCACAGAAUCUUACAGCUCUUUUCACUCAUGUGCUGUCAUUUGUAAAUCAGUAAUUUGGGUGCCUGUUACCAUGCCAUAGACAUUUUGCAGAGAUGAAGUGAAGAGAACCAAGCGCCACUUAUACACUACCGUUCAUUUCCUACUUCUGAAUGAUAUAAGAGAUUUUUCUCAUGAGUUUGUUAGCUCUGUCAGUGUAGCAUCCCUUAGGCACUUUGCUCAGGAAAGUCCAUGAGGUUUCUGGAAGGAGGAUAGGAGGAUCCUUUCACUUUUUCUUUUUAAAAACAUUCAUCAUCAGAGAAGAAAACAAAAAUGGAAGCAGACAUAGCAGAAUCCCCGAAAGUGUGGUGACCUCACAAGCAAGUUGCCCCUUUUACAGUGAGUUUCUUAGGUAGUAUUAUAAGCAUCAAUCUAUAGUUAAUGAACUCUUGGCAGCCCUUUGGAAGUGAAACGAGGUGAUACAAUUCUGAACUGAGCAGCCCUUUUGUGACGUUCACUCUGUUCCCCUUCUCCAGUCACCAGGGGGAGAGACCAGCCAGUCCUAAGAGAGCAAAGACAGUGACGGCGGCCGCAAGUUCUGGUACGCUGGCUGCUGCUAGUCCUGGCCCUGAAUCUGAGGCCUCUCACUGGCCAUGGAAGUGGGUGCUGGUAGCUCUAGGGAGCAUCAUCGCCUAGGAAUCAGGAGUCAGACUCCAAGACAGUAGUGCCUGCAGGUCACACUAGAUUGAGCACACAUGCCUAGAGGGCACGGUCGGCCUGGCUCAGGCAUGUUUGAUGCCCUAGGAGAGCCUCCAUGUGAGGCUUGUGCCUUCUUUGUUUCUACAUCACGUUCUGCAUCACAGCAGUUGGGAAAGGCAGGGGUGCCGGGCCUCCUCUUCACUUCCUCAUCAGUGUUAGUUCCCUCUCUCUUCCCUCUUCUCUUCCUGUCCACAUCUGCUGCCAUUUCUCUUUUCUUGAAUCCGUGCCUUCCGGCUCUUGACUCCUCCAUCCUCCUGUGCAGCCUUCACCUGGGCCUGGUUGACCAGAGACAAGUAUGGAUCCUUUGGGUGGUGGACAGAGAGAUCUUAAGGCCUGUGUGAGAAGAACCUCUGUUACUUUUGCCUGGGUUACAAAUUUCUGAUUAGUAAUAUUUUAAAGCUACAGAUGAUGAAAAUUAAUUUCACAUGGAGAAAUACAUUCUCCUGCUGUAGUAUCUUCCUCAGUAUCCAAGGGAUGGAUGAAGAGCAAGUGUGAGGACCAGCCUUUCUUCCAGAGCUUACAGAGCCAGUGCCACUGCUUGGCUCGUCACACCAUCACUCUCAUGUUACUCAGAUUUUUAGCUGUGACCAGGCUGCACUAAUUGGGGCUUCAAAGUAUAUAAAACACUACUGUCUGUGAAUUUUAAACAGCUAUUCCAUAUUGGUCGCCAAGGAGCAUUCACCUUACCCCGGAGAAGAAAAGCCGCUUCCGUUUAACUCAAGCCCACUGCAGCCUUCUGGGCUCUUCCCUGCUCCAGAGCAGCUUUGCUUCGUGUGGCUGCCCUUGCGCUGCACUGAGCUGGUCGUCAGGAAACCAGAGCAUUGUCUUCUAGUAUGAAUUUUCAUCUCGGUGAUAUUGAAUGCUUUUUUUUUUUUCUAUAAGUUGAGAUACGAGUAUGAUUUCUUGUGGGGUUUAGCUCUGGGCCUGUAGAACUCCAGCCCAAAUUUCUUCAGGGCCUAAAUCUUGCUUAAGGCCUUCAUCAUGCCUAAAGUAAUUAAACAUAGAUCUGUUCUUACAGCAGGACUUAGGAGGGUCAUAUUUAUGAGGGACUGUGCAUGGUGGUGUCAGCCCAAAUUGACAUGACAGGUCACUGAGUAUGUGGCCCUGGGUAAAACCUGGUGCCAGUUUUCAUCAUUGUUAUCAAACACUAGAUUGGCCACCUUAUUCAACUACAUGGUGCAGGUGAGCAAUUAUAGCAGAGAGAGUUCUUUAGUGCUUCCAUUCAUAUCCUUAUAUAAUGAGUGACUUGUUGAAAUUUAGCCUGAUCUUGAUUUGUAGGUCUUGAGACUCAGUUCCCAGCACCUUGAUUAUUAAUGUUAAGGAUGGCCAUGUACUACUUCAUUUAUGUAAAAGAAAGUUAAGCUUCAGGGUCCUAGGAUUUUUCUGAUUUCCAUAAUCCUUGAGUAGAAUAUCAAGAAGUAAUGAAGCCUGAUCUGCAAUGAAAAGUAACUUCAUACAAAAUUUUACAGACCUCUGUGCAUUAAUUUAAAUUCUUGGUGCAAAUAUGUACUUUGCAGUUCAACCUUAUUAAAAUUCUUCAGCCAGUUAGGAUUGCACAACACAUCAGUGAGAGUAAUAACUAGCAGAAUAAUUUCAAUGGCUAAAAAAUUUUUAUAGAAAGUCAUGUUUUUCGAAAAAGAAUAAAAAGUUCGAACCGCUAUUAUUCAAGAAAAGCCAUUUCUUCUGCAUCUGAGUCACCAAAAAUGAACACUUAUAAAACUUGUUAGAAAUACCUGCAGGCUUUUGAAAUUAAUUGUCCAACCUACCUAAGAACUUUAAAAUAUACCCUCCUUUUGUUCCUCUGUUCCUCUUUGCUGCCUCCUUUUGAAUUGAUAUUCUCAACUGUCAACAUUUCUUUUACUGCAGCACUGUCAUUUUAUUUCUUCACAUAAAUGUGUGCCCAGUAAAGUCCAGACUUGGGGGUGUUGUGGUGCUACCCAAGAUAAAUUGCUAUAACUCUGUAGAUGCAGUCUCAUCUUUAAGGCUCACAUUUACCUCAGGAAACUCACUCUAGUAUAGUUUUUUUUGCAAUGAAUUCUCAACUGGUAAAUAUUUCUUUAUACAGAUAAACUAGUACAUAAUUCACUGUUCGCUAAAUGAGCCACAGAUAAGGCAGCUAAAUUUCUGAAAGAAAGCCAGAGUAAGUGGGCAGCCCCUGUAAGCUCUGAAUCAGUAAUGAGGUAGCUGUUCCUCAUAGAACAAUGACAGAAUCUCGAGGGGGAGGGAGGUAUUUCGGUCUCAAGUUCGAAAGGGUAGGGCCGUGCGCACAUUGACUUUGACAGGAACAGUGCCUGUCCUAUAAGCAAUUUCAGUGGGCCCUGGGAGGUCACUCCCUCUCCACUACACUCCAUGUAGCUCACUCUGAGUCUGCCAGCGUUUUCGUAAAACUUUUGCAGAGGAAUUUAGCCGUGAAAUACAGCUAACCACCUUCCAUUGCAAGUUUUGCAAAGUGAAGAGGGGUUCAUAUUUCUCAUGAUUGGUACUUAGCACAAUUGUAAGAGACAGUUAAUACUGUUUAUACGUUGGUUUUUCCAUUAAGCAUUUCUAGAGAAGACGAAAGCUUAAACUUGCGGUGUGGGUAAGUUAGAUUAUGUCUGACAAGCAGUGCAGUAGGAAGCUGUGCAAUAAAGGCCAUGUUGGUGAAAUGACUCGCUGGAAAGUUGUACAGUUUGGGUGAGCUUCCUGCAUCAGUGGCCUGCAGGGUGGUCUACCCUUGGGCCGGGAAUGCACAGUCUCUAAAGAAACCCUUUGCUCUUACGAAGUAAUUGACAUACUUGCUUUCUGUUGAACUAACGGGAAAUGUUAAAUCUAACAGCUGUUUAUGUCUUGUAUAGAGAGUGUCAUAUGUAUUUAAGUUGUGUAUUUUUAUAAAGUAAAGGCAAAUGCCAAA
Molecule: messenger RNA, 4698 nt
Organism: Delphinapterus leucas (beluga whale)
Lineage: Eukaryota; Metazoa; Chordata; Mammalia; Artiodactyla; Monodontidae
Gene: DNAJC27
Product: DnaJ heat shock protein family (Hsp40) member C27
Biological process (GO): phagosome-lysosome fusion
Cellular component (GO): late endosome; phagocytic vesicle; lysosome
Molecular function (GO): GTP binding; GTPase activity
Source: RefSeq, a predicted model, not a curated record